Molecule: messenger RNA, 1533 nt
Organism: Colletotrichum karsti
Lineage: Eukaryota; Fungi; Ascomycota; Sordariomycetes; Glomerellales; Glomerellaceae
Product: major facilitator superfamily transporter
Exons: 13
Coding region: 1-1533 (510 amino acids)
Biological process (GO): transmembrane transport
Cellular component (GO): membrane
Molecular function (GO): transmembrane transporter activity
Source: RefSeq, a predicted model, not a curated record
AUGGGAGUGCCAGAGAACAGCGACAGUCAGGUCAGAGCCGAUGACACCAAUGACCGACUACCCGACAAAUCUUACCAGUCCGGUGGCGGUAUCACUCCUAUUGAUAGCCAGCCGAAAGAUGACAUCGAUCCGCAGGAAGAGAGAGCAUUCUUGUGGCGUCUCGACUUGUUCUUCCUCACAAUUGGCUUCUUGGGUUACAUGUUCAAAUACAUUGACCAAACAAACAUCAGCAAUGCUUAUGUUUCUGGAAUGAAAGAGGACUUGAGCCUAUUCGGAAAUGAGCUCAACUACUUCACCACCUUUUUCAACAUCGGAUACAUGAUUAUGCUGUAUCCAUCCUGCAUUGUCAUAUCACACUUUGGUCCUUCCAAGUGGUUACCGGCAUGCGAGCUCAUCUGGGGUGUUCUCACAUGCUGCUUGUCCGUUGUCACAAGUGCCAAGCAGGUUUACGGUCUCCGAUUUCUCAUCGGGUUGUUCGAAGGCACCGCAUGGCCCGGAUACUUCACGCUGAUAUCUCAAUGGUACAUGCCCCACGAAGUGGCUCUUCGCAUGAGCCUUUACAACAUCGCCCAACCCGCAGGCGCCAUGUUGUCAGGAGCAAUGCAGGGUGCGCUGUCCACCAACUUCGAAGGUGUAGCUGGCAGAUCGGGCUGGAGAUGGGCUUUCAUCAUCAAUGGUGCCUGUACCAUCGUCGUGGCUCUCGCGGCUUUCUUCAUCCUCCCCGGCUAUCCUGAACGUCCGAACCCUCUUUCCAAGUUUUAUAUGACGCCUAGACACAUCGAGAUCGCCCUCGCGCGUGGCCGCCGGGUCGGCCGCAAGCCGCAGAUUGGUAUUACCGUCAAGUCCUUCCUGAGGUGCUUCACCUUUUGGCAGCUCUGGGCGAUCGCAAUCGCGUGGCCCAUCGGUGGCAACUUCACGCCCGCCAGCUACUUCAACCUGUGGCUCAAGUCCCUGAAGAAUCCCGACGGUACAGCCAAAUACUCUGUAGCCAUGCUCAACUACCUACCGAUUGCCGGUCAAGGUGUGCAGCUUAUCUCCGAACUCUUGUUCAGCGGUUUCAGCGGCUACUUUGGCGUCCACCUCCCGUUCUUGCUUAUCCAUUCGGCUAUCAACAUCGCCUCGCAGAUUAUCCUGAUCGUCCGCCCAAGCAAUGAGCAAGCAUACAUGGCCGGCUGGUACAUGAACUACAUCGGAGCUGUCUCGACCAUGCUCCUUUGUUCGUGGGGUUCGGCUCAUCUCCAGCACGAGCCCGAGGUGCGCACCGUGUUGUUCGCCAGCGGCACCGUCAUCGCGUACAUCAUGAGCGCCUUCAUCCCCAUCGCCGCCUUCCCCGCCUCGGAAGCACCGAACUGGAGGAUCGGGUCGAAGCUGUAUCUCGCGUUCGCGCUGGUGGCCGUGGUGAUCUUCAUCGGGAUACACUUUGCGUUCAAGUGGGACGAUAAGAAGAAGGCGAGAGAAGCUGCCAAGGAGAGUUCCGUUGGCGAGCCUGAUGACGCAAAUGCCGGAGUCAAGAGCACGGACGGCAAACAUUGA